Dichotomopilus funicola is the source of this 264-nucleotide messenger RNA. Its product is annotated as mitotic-spindle organizing protein 1. NCBI's taxonomy places the organism in Eukaryota, Fungi, Ascomycota, Sordariomycetes, Sordariales, Chaetomiaceae. Gene Ontology annotation, biological process: mitotic spindle assembly; gamma-tubulin complex localization; microtubule nucleation by interphase microtubule organizing center. The record is from RefSeq and is a predicted model, not a curated record. Gene Ontology annotation, cellular component: gamma-tubulin ring complex; spindle; interphase microtubule organizing center. Bases 1 to 264 code for a protein of 87 amino acids. The transcript is spliced from 3 exons.
AUGCCACCGCCAACCGAGCGAGCCGAGAAACAGGCCGCGGCCCAACAAGCCGUCGACAUUCUCCACGAGAUUGCCACCAUUUUGAACUGCCAUCUCGACCGCCGGACCUUGUCAAUCUGCAUUUCCAUGAUUGAGAACGGCAUCAACCCCGAGGCACUGGCAAACGUGAUAAAAGAGCUCCGCAAACAGGGCCAAGAUGUCCAACUUGAGUCUGCCGAAGCCGCUGCGGCAGCUGUGGCGGCUGCAGGGACGAGAAGGCGAUGA